AUGCACCGCCAUUUUAAUAGAGUGCUCACCACGAUGACCAACCGUCGCGACCAGCUGGACGUCCCUGGCAAGGACAGCCCCGACACCUCCCAGCAGCCUCCCAGGAAAGACGGCAAGUUUCGCAACUUCUUCAGUAUCUUCAGAUCCGUGCCAACUCGAUCCUCUGUCGCUUCUCAGGUUGACAGUCAGCAGAACAAACCUUUGCCACAGGCACCGGCUGAGAACCGUCUCCUCACGGAUGUCUUCCCGGAAAAUGUCGCCAAACCCGCUGUCAAGACUACGUUGCCUGGUCUCCAGGAUCGCAUCGAGCGGACCAACCAAUUGCUCUACUGCAACACUUUGUUCCUCCAGGAAUCAUCCUCUCUGUCGUCAACCACAGAGGAGCCGACAUGCAACCAGAAGGAGCAAAAGUGGUUGGCAGAGAUCAAGGAGGACCCAAUAGGGCAGGAUCAUAUACAAUGGCUCGUUAUCAUGAUGGUCGAGGCGUUCAUCGCAGAAACUACCAAAGACUCAACUAAGAUUGCCGAGAUUACCGCCCUAGGGCCUGUCAUGCAGAGGGAGCCCUACCGCAAACUGCUGUCAUCAUUCAUCCACGACUUUGACGAGGCUCGCAUUCUGGACGUUAACUUGCUGGAAGGUCUUGUCCAAUUGGUCCAGACUUCCUCGGCUGGGUUUCUGGUUUCCGACGACUUAGUCAAGGUCCUCAGCCUCCUCAGGAUCUACUUGCAGGGUAAACACCAGCAGUCGUCUGAGCAUCCAUACCACCUCACGCUCGCUGUCUCCAGGAUUCUCGAUGUCAUGGCUGACCACAAGGUGCAGGAUCUGGGCCGAAUUCUGGAGCAUGAGCCAUUGUCUGCAGUGUUGUCAGGAUUGAAGGACAGCUUUGACCCCUACCUGAUGUACCAGGCCUGCUACGCCUUCCAAGCACUUCUGUAUGUCCCUGAUGAUGAUACUGUUCUGCAGGCAGUAUUGAGGCAUUCGACCGGUGUUGGGGAUGGCUUAAUCAAGGUCACAAGUGUCCUCAAGUUGGAUAUGGGCUCGGUACUAGAAGGAUUAGAGAAGUUGCAGGAGGUAGCCGUCAGUGUGAUUGGGAUCGCCAGCACUGUCUAUGAAGGUGUUGGUUCACUGCGCGAGAGCGGUCGAGGGGUUCUAGAGAGCCUGAAGGAAGGAUUUGGGUCUGGUCAGAAAAAGCCUUGGUAUCCCGCCGUCCGUGCCGCAUAUGCCUUCGUCCAAUCCGGCCAACUGAAGAAUCUGAAGCAGCUGAUUGUCGGGGCGCCCUGUCGCCAGGAUCCCUUGUUCCAGUGGGGCAUCUGCCAGCUGCUGGGUGAGAUUGCAGGCGACACUGUCUGGGCUAUUGCCACCCGCCAGCAAGCCAUUGUCCUUCUUGGUCAUCUCUACAAGGACGAUCUGGAAUGGGGCCGUGACGAGAGCGUCAAGACAUGGAUGCUGACUAUCCUCGGCACGCUGGGAUCUUCAUCCGACGACGCCAUCAACGAACACGCCUCUGCCCUGUUGCAGGAUCUUGGCUCGGACAACACUCCCAGGAUUCAGCACCCUUACCCUCUGCGAUCUCGCCUCCCUAUCCCCGAGUCAUCUCCAAUCCUUGCCAAGGUCCAGGGCAUCCCCUACAUGGAGUACGAACUCUACAAGCUCCGAAUGGAACGGCUCAAAGAUGCCAAACAGCCCAUCUACAUCUCUCCCAUGGCCAAGGCCAGCCUUCAAGCUCAGGACAACGAAGUCUUCCCACUCAUGGACAAGCUUCAGGAGUUUUUGGCAAGCGACCGGCAGGUCAUGUUGAUCCUGGGAGAUUCUGGGGCUGGCAAGUCGACUUUCAACCGACAUCUCGAGCGCCAUCUUUGGAUAGACUACAAGCGCGGUGGACCAAUCCCUGUGUUUAUCAAUCUUGCCACCAUCAACGAGCCCAAGUACGACAUGGUCACCAAGCAACUGCAGUCCAACAACUUUAACGACGACCAGAUCCAGGAGCUCAAACUGCAUCGCCAACUCGUUCUUAUCUGUGACGGCUACGAUGAGAGUCAGCAGCAAGUCAAUCUUCACAGCACCAACUUUCUCAACCAGCCUGGUCAGUGGAACACCAAGAUGGUCAUCACUUGCCGGACCCAGUACCUUGGACCCUCAUACCACGACCGCUUCAAACCCCAGCCCCUCGAUCGAUACAAUACCAGGCAUCAAGACCUCUUUCAGGAGGCUGUCAUUGCGCUAUUCUCGAAUGAGCAGAUCAAGAAUUAUGUUGACCAAUUCGUGCAGGAUACCAACACGCAGCAAUUACUAGGAAUAGCAACUGUCUGGUCGUCGGAAGAGUACAUGGACAAGCUGACGGCGAUCCGUAACCUGCUGGACCUGGUCAGAAACCCUUUCCUACUCACGAUCGCUCUCAAUGUCCUGCCCAAACUUGUUGCCACCCAACAGGAUCUCUUGUCUCUCCGAGUCACACGCGUCGGCCUCUAUGACAAGUUCGUGGAACAUUGGCUGGAGAUCAACAAGCUGCGCCUGCAGAGCAACACAUUGAGCAACGAAGAACGAGACGUGUUCGGGAUGUUGUUGGAUGCUGGCUUUGUCGAACACGGCAUCGAUUUUCAGAAGCGACUGUCAGACUCGAUCUUCAAGGAGCAGGAUGGCCACCUGGUUGUUCAGUACACGCAUCUCCACCACAGGAGGACUUGGAAAGCCGAGUUUUUCAGCCCAGAUCCCGAUAUACGGCUCAUGCGCGAGUCCUGUCCCUUGACACGUACCGGCAGCCAAUUUCGAUUUGUUCACAGAUCAGUCCUGGAGUAUUUUCUUUCUUGUGUGGUCUACAGCCCAGACUCCACUAAAAGGGAAUUUGAUCCGCAAGGGUCCCCUGACUCUACAGCUGCGUCAACACUUGACGCUAACAGUCCUUUGUUUACGCGGAACCUUCUCAAGGAGUCCUCCGUCAUCCAGUUCCUAAGCGAUCGCGUCAAUGAGAAUGCAUGUUUCAAGCAACAACUCCUGUCAGUCGUCAAGUUGUCCAAGUCAGACGUUCUUGCAGCCACUGCAGCAGCGAACGCCAUCACCAUCUUGGUUCGAGCUGGAGUUUCCUUCAAUGGAGCCGAUCUUCAAGGCAUUCGUAUUCCAGGAGCGGAUCUAACCGGUGGGCAUUUUGACUCGGCACAACUACAGGAUGCCGACUUGACAGGCGUCAAUCUUUCCAGGGCAUGGAUGCGACAGGCGGAUCUCAGCCGUGCAGGCAUGGAUGGAACUCAAUUUGGAGAGCUGCCGUGUUUGGAGGAGCUGGAGAUGGUUUCGUCAUGCGCAUUUUCGCCGGAUGGCAAGCUUCUCGCGGCGGGUCUAUGGAAAGGCAACAUCAGCAUCUACGACACUGCAACCUGGACAAAGAUUCAAGUAUUCCAAGGGCACCAGAAAGCCGUUACAAGUCUUGCUUACUCGCCGAACAGCCAACAACUUCUUUCUGGCAGCAACGACAAAACAGCACGGCUUUGGAACAGCGAGACUGGAUCAACCGAUCUCAUUAUGGAAGGACACUCAUUAGACGCUAUGGCGGUGGCGUUCUCACCAACGGGCCAGCAGGUCGCAACGGCCAGUUACGAUACGUCGUUGAGACUCUGGGACGCUCGGACUGGUGAUUCCGUUUUCGUUUCGACAGACAGCGCAGGCAUAGCUCCCAACAUUGCGUAUUCACCGGGCGGGAACACCAUUGCCUCUACCAACUGCGAUAACAAUAUCCGAGUACUCGACACACUCACCGGGUUGCCUGUGUUGGUGUCUUGCCAGGGUGAUGAUGUCUAUAGGCGUCUUACAUAUUCACAUGACGGUGGGUGGAUCGCUGCAGGAACCAGUGGCGGCCGGUUAGAGUUGUGGGAGGUAACAGCGACUACCCUGGGACCCAGACAGGCAUGGACGGCACACACGAGUGGAAUUACCAGCAUCGCCUUUUCACCCGACGACCGAUGGAUUGCCUCAUCCAGUUUUGAACAUACAGUGAAGCUGUGGGAUUCUCGUUCCGGCUCACUUGUCUCGUCAUUUAUAAACCAUGUGGACAAGGUCAACUGCGUUCGGUUUUCACCAAAUGGCUCGUACAUCGCUUCAGCAAGUCAUGACAGGACUCUGCAACUCUGGGAGGUGAACUCGCUUAAAACAGGAUUCGGCUCUCCUGACACAGCAUACCCACAGUUCUGCGCAACAUACUCUCGGGACGGACGGCAGCUCAUCACUGGCAGUCGAGGCGCACCCAUGCGACAAUUCAACGCGGAUUCGGGAGACGUCGAUUUUGUUUUUCCCGAUCACCUACACAACAUAGUUCGCAUUGCAUUCUCCCCAGACGGUCUCCAGAUAGCCAUCGGCAGCGGUCAGCAGGAAGUUACUCUAUGGAGCGUCGAAUCUCGCGCUGCCUCCUUUGUUCUUAGUGGGCACAAGUCUGGCGUGAAUUGUGUGGCCUUCUCACCUUGCGGUCGUUGGCUUGCUUCCGGAAGUAACGACGGCACGGUGCGGCUUUGGGAUACUCGCUCAGGAGCAGCCGGUCAUGUCCUGAAUGGCCAGGCAGGAUGGGCACAGAGUGUCGCAUUUUCUCCGGAUGGUUGCUGGAUUGCGUCGACAUGCAUGCAGGGAAAGGUCCUACUCUGGGAGGCAGGCACUGGCGAGCUCAAGGCGGAAACGACGAUCGAUGCCGGUCGUAACAGAUGGAAUUUUGUCGUUUAUAAACCAGGUUAUCUCCAGGUGGCCUCUUGCCACAGAGAUGGAGACAUUCGAUUGUGGGAUGGCGAUCAACAACUCCAAGGCUUCCGAUAUAUCUUGAAGCAGGACCGGGAGAUAUACCAGUUUGCGUUUUCGUCCUGUGGCCAGUGGCUAGCAACAGCCCACAGUGCCAGUGUUCGACUCUGGAGGCUGCCAUCCCCCGAUCAGGAGCAAGAGGCGCUACCGUUGCAGGAUCAGGAUUGUGUGUCGGUCAUCGAAGGGUUCACAGGAGUUGUUAGUGACGUAGUUUGGAGGCCCAACAAGUUGGAGUUUUCAACGGCAAGCUAUGAAGGAUCGAUUCGCACCUGGCGGGUGGUGGAGGAUAGUAAUGGGUCAGGAAGAGUGUCUAUUCGUCUGUCGUGGUCUUCUGGACCUGUUGUGCUCGCCGCAUCAUGUGCCGUGCUUGAUGAUACCGUCGGUCUUAGUGUCAUCAAUCGCAGGCUGCUCGAACAACGUGGCGCAACUGGGUUUUUAGCCAACUAG
Molecule: messenger RNA, 5217 nt
Organism: Linnemannia hyalina
Lineage: Eukaryota; Fungi; Mortierellomycota; Mortierellomycetes; Mortierellales; Mortierellaceae
Source: the annotation of a GenBank genome assembly